CCAUUAAGCAAAGAACUAACUAAGUUAAAUUAAAAACACGUCAUACAGAGAAGCUGUUAUCCGAAUUUGCGUAGGCUUUGAAAGCGAAUUCGUUGAUAAAUGGAUCGAAUAAUCGAAGAGGAACAAGGGUGGACCAUGGUCAACCCAGUAACCUACGUGUUCCAAUUCUUUGCAAACUAUGGCUGGUACAUGCUCGGAGCUGCCGGUGUGUCAAUCUAUUUGAUACAAAAGCUUAAACCCAAGUAUGAAAGCUGGAAACAAGCUCGGGAGGAUGCUGAGUACCAUAAAGACCCUGAUAAGUCACUGGCUCGUAUGGAGGCGAUACAGCGCGCCCGCGAGCGACAGCAACAGUUAUUAGAGGCAGCCUCCCGAAGAGCCCUGGAACAACAGAAAGAGCGUGAAGAACGCAAGCGGCAGGAGGCUCUCGAGCGCCUGGAGAAGUAUGGUGCUAAGGGCGGGGAGAGACUUGGUUCUGCGGAUGAUGACUAUUUGCCACUGAGCGGUGGUGCCUCCACGUCAUCAUACAAACCACCGAAGCGUUCAGCGUGCUCACGGGGGGGUUGCGGGCGAUAAGGGGUUAGUUGGGGCAAGGGGGGUUCUUAAAGAGACGGGGGUUGACAAGAGGAUAUUGGUUUAUAUUGUGGUCAUUUUAAAUUGGAAGAAAAGAGCGUUAUCUGUAAUGCUGUUAUGUUAUUGAUUAGCGAAUAAGAAACUGUCUACUUUGCCGUUGGUUAAGUAAAUGGUCGCGAGUCAUGCAUUCAAAGGUUCAAGGACAAAAAAAUCUUAACUCAUUUUAAAUUUCGACUUUGUUUAAAUAGAAGAUCUUUUUCCAUUAUACGUAAAUCUUACAGUUACGUGUAAAUCUAGAAUUGAAAUGGUUUCAAUUAAAUUGCUUAAUGAAUUUA
Molecule: messenger RNA, 905 nt
Organism: Melitaea cinxia (Glanville fritillary)
Lineage: Eukaryota; Metazoa; Arthropoda; Insecta; Lepidoptera; Nymphalidae
Product: selenoprotein S B-like
Exons: 6
Coding region: 100-573 (157 amino acids)
Biological process (GO): retrograde protein transport, ER to cytosol; endoplasmic reticulum unfolded protein response
Cellular component (GO): Derlin-1-VIMP complex; endoplasmic reticulum membrane; Derlin-1 retrotranslocation complex
Source: RefSeq, a predicted model, not a curated record